GGCUACAUAGCCUGUCAGGGUUGCAUACCACGCUGCCAAGACAGCAUGACCGCUGAUAUCGAUAAGCGGGGCACACAGCCUCAACAUAUACGGAAGGAGACGGGCACGCACUUUUGUUAUGUUUGGUCCUAGUCAGAAUGGAUGAGCAUCAGAUCUACAUGAAGCUCAGUGAGGAAAAGCACAUACCAAAGUCUGACAUCCUGUCUUUGCUCAGGACCUACAACUGUUACCACGAAGGGAAAAACUUCCAGCUGAGGACUCGUGAGGAGGGAGGAGAGCUCAUCCUCGAAGGGCUCUUGAACAUUUAUUGGGGUCUAUAUCGGCCCAUUCGCCUUCAAAUGUUUGAUGACAAUGAAAGAUUCUGUCUCAACAGAUCAAGUGCGGCACCGAGGUCAUCCUUUGAGUCCAACAACAACUCCCAGAUCAGGAGAACUGCACCUGCUGGUGAUGAGGAGGGUGUUCAGGAGGAAGAAGACUGCCCUCAGCUGCUGAGGACCCGGAGCGAUGCUUCCUUCAUGCGUGUUCAGAGGAGGUCAAACACACACACUGCUGGAGACCUGCAGCGCUUACGCACUCACAGGUUCUCAAUCAACGGCCACUUCUAUAACCACAAGACAUCUGUAUUCACUCCAGCCUUCGGUUCAGUCACUAAUGUUCGAGUAAACAGCUCCAUGACGACCAGACAUGUCUUAAACCUUCUGCUUCAUAAGUUUAGGGUGGAGAACAAGUGUGAAGAGUUUGUUUUGUAUAUGGUGCACGAGUCAGGUGAGAGAAUUCGACUGAGGGAUGAUGAACGUCCACUGGUGACUCGAGUGCUUCACGGACCGUGUGAGAAAAUCUCAAAGAUCUUCAUCAAGGAGGCUGACCUGGGAGAGGAAGUCACGUAUGAUGUGGCACAGUACAUAAAGUUUGAGAUCCCUGUGCUAGACAGCUUUGUGGAGAAACUUAAAGAAGAGGAAGAGCGUGAAAUCACCAAACUGACUAAAAAGUACAGUGCCCUGAAGUCUAUGAUUGUACAUCAGCUUGAAGGCAAAGCUGUAACCAGUGACAGAGUUUAAGUCUUUCUGUUUUUAAGGGAUUAUAACGGUGUGUGAGUGAGUGUCAGAGGUGGUGUAAAGCUAACAUUCAAGCUUACAGUUUCCAAGGAUACAGACCUGUAGCAGAUGUAACAAUGUGCCUCUACUUCCAGAACUAGUUUCUGUAUUUCUCUAUUUUAUAAGAACUUUGCUUGUUUUUUUCUUACAUAAUUAAUAUAAUCAUAUUGUAUUGUCACGUUUUGUAUGAAAACUGCACAUAUUAAUAUUUAAAUUAAAUGUCUUUUAUGAAAUUCUUUUGUACGUGAAAUAAAAACAUAACUUUAU
Molecule: messenger RNA, 1361 nt
Organism: Oryzias latipes (Japanese medaka)
Lineage: Eukaryota; Metazoa; Chordata; Actinopteri; Beloniformes; Adrianichthyidae
Gene: rassf4a
Product: Ras association domain family member 4a
Biological process (GO): signal transduction
Source: RefSeq, a predicted model, not a curated record